UAGAUUAGCACAGUGCAGGCGCAGAAUGUUGAAGUGGAAACGGCGCUUUUUGAAUACUUCUCAUAGAAUCUAUUUCUUUUCAUGUUCAAUCAACGGUCACACUGUAAGCCUAAGCCAGAUAUAAACAUUCGCACGCGAUUUUAAUUCCAUUUAAAGAACAUGGCUCAAGAAAAUCAAGCUGUCGACAAUGGACUGCCCUGCAACGCUUACCUGGACACAAGCCUGCGAGAGGACGAAAACAUGCAACACAUCCUGAAAACCUUUUACAGCAGCAUCGAACUCCUGGAAGCCGACACGGAGAAGGCACUGGCGCUACAGGCAGAACGCACAUUGAACACAAAUGAACAAAUAAAAUUGGAUAGCUACCUUGUGUACUUGAACAGCACACUGUUUUUCAUAUACCUGAAACUGCAGGGUGAAGAUGCCUCAAAUCAUGCUGUGAUGCACGAUUUGCGUCGUACAAGGGACCUACUUGCCCGCGAUAAGAAAAUAAACGAUGCUCUAGCGGCGCCAAGACUGGAUAUGCCCGCUGCCAAGCGAUUUAUCGCAGCUGGAACCCACACACGAUUUGUGGACAUGAACGGAGUUAUGGUCUCCGAAAAACAAUAUAAUAAAAGCAAGCAAGAAACUCCCAAAUAAUUAAAAUCACAAAGUGUUGAUUCUAUAGUAUAGCAGCCUAAAAGGAUCAUUUGCCUUUGUUUCGUCGUUACGCUAGACAAUGACAGUUGUAUUAAAAAAUGUAUAGAAAACACGAUAUUUUCUUACUGAACCAUCCAAAACACAAGCGUCACAAGCAAUCGACUCAUCAAAGAAGUCAAGUUAGUACACCUUAAUGAAACUGGGUUUACAAACUGAAACUGUUUGUUUUUUAAAUGAAUAUCAACAACGUUCUGUAUAUGAAUAAACUAAUCUAGGUAAAAAUGAAAACGAAGAAAAAUGAAAUCAGAAUUAUUUGUAUGAAUAUGGCAGCAUUCUGCCAUUUAUUCUGGGCUUCCUAGAUUCCAAGACCGCGUCGUAACAACGUCUUCCCCCAAUGUUUAUCGCCAAUUUUUUGUGCAUGCAGGACAAAAAUGAUUAUAUGUACCUUUUCGACGACAAUUCCUUCCUGUGGAUAAGGCCAGUUGGAGAGGCACAACUUUCCGAGGUGCUGGACCCUUCGCCCUUUCGAAGACUACAGCAAAUCUGCGAGGCGUCCCACCCGCAGGAUUCCUCGCCUUUAUUGUAUAAAAAGCUCCUGCGUACCGUUCGUUCGUCUAGCUCCUUGCCCCAUCCUUUGUCAUGCCCU
Molecule: messenger RNA, 1285 nt
Organism: Drosophila melanogaster (fruit fly)
Lineage: Eukaryota; Metazoa; Arthropoda; Insecta; Diptera; Drosophilidae
Gene: Rrp47
Product: ribosomal RNA processing 47
Exons: 2
Coding region: 160-639 (159 amino acids)
Cellular component (GO): nucleolus; nucleus; cytoplasm
Molecular function (GO): RNA binding
Source: RefSeq, marked reviewed